This is a messenger RNA of Frankliniella occidentalis (western flower thrips), 5100 nucleotides long. It is a transcript of the gene mtd, whose product is annotated as TLD domain-containing protein 2. Gene Ontology annotation, biological process: response to oxidative stress. The transcript has 16 exons. Gene Ontology annotation, cellular component: nucleus. The record is from RefSeq and is a predicted model, not a curated record. The coding region runs from base 137 to 2734 and encodes 865 amino acids. NCBI's taxonomy places the organism in Eukaryota, Metazoa, Arthropoda, Insecta, Thysanoptera, Thripidae.
UUCUUCUUGUUACCCCUAAUGCAGUUAUGUUUGAUCCUAAUGUAUCUGAUCAGUUAGUUAUUGAACAUGGACCUAUGGAGUUAUUGCACCGAUGUAAUUUGUUGUUAAUGCUGCUAUUUACUAUGAUAUAGCUCACAUGAGAGUGGGUAACUCUGAUGCACCAAAAGGUGAUUCUGCCAAACCAGAAAUUUACCACCCUAAAGAUAAGAAGGAAAAAACCGCAGAAAACCAAGGUGCUGAGGACAGCUCAAUUUCACCUGGAAAAGAGUCAUUACUAGUCAAGGAUGAGACAUUCCCAGAGCUGGCUCCUGGAAGGUCAUCCACAGAGGAGGAUGAUGCAGUUGAGAAUGAGAAUGGUGAUAAUGAAAGUGAGUGUUCCCUUCCUGCUGGCCGGGAAGGAAGUGCUUUCCCCAAGGCAUUUGAACGUGACCUAGUGACGCCAACAAAUCUUACUGUAUCACAAAAUACAAGUCGUCAAACUUCAGUGGAGGAAAAUUUAUUGCAAGAAGAGAAAAAAGAUGGUUUAGAAAGUUCUGGAGAUGAAGCGUUCACAAUGAUCCGGAAGAUGGAAGAGCGGAGAAUGUCGUCUUUAGAUCACCAUUGGGCUGUGCCAAAGCAGAAAGGAAGUCAGGACAGCAAGGACGGAGAUGGGGAGGUAGUCACCAAAAAUAAAGAUGAUUUGUGCCAUCUAUCAGCUGCCAUCGCAGAAGGGUUGGAUGAACAGGAGGGGAAUGGAAACCUCGUCAAAUCCUCUUGUCAUGAUUCUGGCAUUGAUAUCCGAGAUGCAGAUCAGCCCCCAUUGCCUCCCAUCAUCCCCUGUACUAAAAAGGUGUUCUCUGAUGCUGACAUUGUCAUGGCAUCAAAGAAUGAGUUUGUGCCACCAAUUACGGUUGCUCCUACAAACUACUUAACUGAACUGGAACAACAAUCAGGAGACGAUUCUGCAACAUCAGGGAGCAUGUUAGCUGCUGCACCUACAUCUAGAAAGAAGACAUCUUCAGUUUCAUUCUCUGUAGAUGAUGAAGGAAAGGAAGGAAAAGACAGCAAAGAAGAAGAUGCUGAUAAACAAGAAAGCCGUAAAAACAAAAUGUUGAAGAGGUUAUCAUAUCCAUUAGCAUGGAUGGAAGGAUUCACUGGUGACAAGGAUGAAAAAGAUACACUUCCUGGCCUUCCCUCCUCGGCAGAUUCCCAGUCGUCUGGUCAUUCUGGUUCUGGUUCUGGUUCUGGCCAACAUUCAUCUGUAUUCUCAAAAGUAUUUUCAAGUUCGCCUAUCAAUCUGGUGUCGGACUUUGGAUCGGGACUCUUCUUGAUGAAAACUCCUAGUGAAGAGAGUGGGGGCUCAGGUGGCACUCGGGGCGCCUCUCCGGGGCCCCCUCUAACUCCGGGGCCCGCGGACGCACCCCCGAGCCCUGAGAUAAGAGAAGUUCUAAAGGAGGGCAUUGAAACAGGAUUUUCUGUGGUUGGUAAUACAGCCACAUCAAUAAUCAGUAGCGUUAGUAACGUCGGGCGAUCAUCUGUGGGGACUUUCAUUGGAAGACAACAGACUGAAACAAAGGAGCCAAAAGAGCGCAGACCACCUGGACCGAAAUUUGAUAUCAGGAGUAUGGUUGAUGUAGAUGAAAUGCCAGAUCUCUUCCGCUCAAUAGACCUCCAUGCUCAUGCUCCUAAUUUUCCUCUACUUGAUGGACUUGAAUUAAUACCUCAGCCAGCACGCUCGUGUGAAGACCCUCCCCUUUACCUCAGGCUGCGAAUGGGUAAACCAGUCAAUAGGAAAAUUCCCAAGUCUACACCAAUAAUGUCUUAUGGGAAGAAAAAAAUGAGACCAGAGUACUGGUUUGGAAUUCCUCGGAACAGAGUGGAUGAUUUAUACAAGUUCCUGCACUUAUGGAUCCCUCACCUGUAUGGUGACCUUGAAGAUAUGGACUACAAGGCAAGAGGAUAUGAACUUGUCGAAUCUGACACAGAGUUGUGGGAUGAAGAACCGGGCAGCGAGAGCCAAGGAGAAGGCGGUCGCCGUGGUAGUGAUGAAGGGGAGUUGGCGGAGAUGACAAGAGAAUCCUGGGAGAUGGUGAAGGCUCCUUACGCUAAGCUCUACAGUAUCAUCAAGACUCAGACCAUGUCUGCUGACUCUGAACAAUGUGAUGAGCUGGUGUCGAUGAGCGAGGAGCUCCGGAGAGCCCUGUACGCCACGAAUUCUGCCAGCUUCGACUUCGAGUUCCUCGUGCCCGACCUGGUCGGAGUGACGGAGAUCCUCACCGAGGACCACCGCAAGGAGUUGUGUCGGCAUCUUCCAGCCCGUGCGGAAGGAUAUGUGUGGACUUUGGUGUUUAGCACAUCACAGCAUGGCUUCUCACUCAAUUCUAUGUACCGGAAGAUGCAGAGGCUAGAAAGUCCCAUCUUGUUAGUAAUCCAAGACACUGACAACAAUGUCUUUGGAGCUCUGACAUCUUGUGCACUGAAGGUCAGUGACCAUUUUUAUGGAACUGGCGAAUCCCUUUUAUUCCGGUUCCAGCCUCAAUUCCAGGUGUACAAUUGGACUGGAGAUAAUAUGUAUUUCAUUAAAGGCAACAAUGAAAGCCUUGCCAUUGGUGCAGGAGAUGGUCGGUUUGGCCUGUGGUUAGAUGGUGAUUUGUACCAAGGCCGUUCUCAGUCCUGCAGUACUUAUGGUAAUGACCCAUUAUCAAUCAAUGAAGACUUCGUUGUCAAAACAUUGGAGUGCUGGGCCUUUAUUUGAAUGGAAAAUGUCAGCAGCACAGCAUGCUACCAUUCCCAACUUAGAAUACUAGUCGUCUUUUUAAAUAUUGUGUGUGAACCCUGCCUCGGUGAACUCCUCAGAUUUUAUAAACAUAUGUGCAUCAUAUCAGCCAUUUUGUGUUUCCUCACAACAUGCUAAAUUGUUUUUUCUUUUGAGACAUUUUUGUUUUGUUGCUGAGGAUAUAUCUCAUUCAUACAUUUGUUUCCCUUUACGUGUUAACCACAUGAUUUGUGUUCAAAUUAUAUUGUCAGUUCUGCAUGAAAUUUUCCUUUGAGUAUGUCACAUCAGUCUUAUCUCUUGUGCAUAACUUGAAGAAAUUAAUGUGUGAAGAUAAAUAAUUCGAUGUUGCUUUAACAUGUUAAUGCUUUAUCUUAGAAAAGUACAUGUUAUCUGGCAUGAAAAUCAUUUAAAAUGUAGUACUUUUGGCAAAAUGUUAACCUUCUUUGGAGCCGUUUGAUUAGUGGCUUAAUAUUGCAGAUUCAUACAAGUUAUUCCGGAUAGGGGACUUGUGUGUAAAACUCUUUAGGGUGCUACUAAACAGAAAUAUACAGGCAUUGAUAAUGUAAUUUUGCUCUAGUUCGUUAUUUUCAUAUUUGCUAUCAGUUGAAGUAGAAUAGAUCAAAAUAUUUUCCAUAAUGUUCACAUUGCCCAUGAAGUUAUGAAAUUAUGUAAAACUUAAUUACUGUAUGAACAUAUGUUUGACUGUGGUAGAAUUAUAUCAGAAACUAGUUGCUCAAAAGUUUCAAUUCAAUGUAGUUACUAACUGUUGUGAUUAUGUCAAUGUGCUUUACCUAUCCUCUCUUUAGAAAGAGAGAGGACUAAGUAUAGGUAGUGUUUCAGAGUAUUGUAAAAAUAGUCAUGGGAUUUGAAAACCCACAAACCAAUCGUUAUCAGUGCUUGUUACAUCCCAUUGGUGAAAAGAACCAAUGGAAAUCAUUUAAGCAGCUCUACCUGCACACACAUAGCUGUAAAUAGACUAUACAUACGUGUAUUAUAAAUACCUUUUAUAUUUAUACUGUUUUAGAGUUUGUUGAUUUUUGCAACACAGAGCUUUGUAUCUAUUAGUUGUUGCAUAAAUGUCAUUGUAUGUUUGGUUCAUUCAUGUGUUUUGUGAAGUUGUGUUAACUUUUUGUGAUUAUUCAUUCACAGUGAAGUAAUUGUGUAGGAAUCUAUAAAUUUGCAUUAUCAUUCAAAUAUUUUGAGGAACCCCAUUAUAACUCUGUCUUGGCUGUUUUCAUGUGAGUUUUGUCUGGCGGUACCACAAAACUUAGAUAUGUGGUUGCUUUCUUUCUGGGCGAAUAUAUACAUAUUUAUUAUCCACAAAUGUGGUGAAAUGUUUGUUUGACAGAACGAAGAUAAAGUAUUGCAAUGUACACUUACAUUUCUCUUACUAAGGUGGCGCUUUAUGAGCAACUAUCAUAGUAAGUUUCUGUAGUACAAACUCUAUUUUAUAUAUUGUUAUGGACCAAAACAAUAAUUUGUCUUAUCCUCUCUCUCCUCAUAGUCAGUAAAAUGCUUGUCAAAUCAGCUUGUUUGGUUCAUCCUUCUGGAAAUUGUAGUGCAGUAAUUGCCUUGGAAUGGAAAAAGAGAGAGAUAGGAUUAGGCUGAGACAAUGGAAAUGCAAUGCAAGAGAGUGAUGGGGAUCAAGAUACUUAAAGCUAUGCUGAUCAUGUAUAUACUAGUGGAUGUCUGUAGUCAAAGGAUAACAAAUUUUUUAGAUCUAUAAAGAAAAGAGAAUGUCACAAUCUGAAAGAGGUGUGCUUUCUCUUUUGUGUCAAAAUAUCAUGCGUGUUGCGCAGUAGACUUAGCUUCAUGUGUGUUAUCUGUGCAGAAUUAGAGGAAAGAAAAGUAUUUUCCAGUUUUCAUUUGAAUCAUGUUAUUUUUAUUAAUUGAAAUGGUACCCAUAUUUCUCCUAAUGUCAGUCAUACAUGGAUCAGAAUCUAAUGAUUGUUACUUUUGAAGACUUCAACCAAUGCCAUAUUCUGUCAAACCCUAAUUAUGAAGUUAGGAUGUGCCAUGAUACAAAAGUUUGUUUCUGGAUACUCAUCCCAUUGCAAGUCUUCUAAUAUUUUAAAUUGUAUAUUUAUUUAUUUGUUUUUCGGAAUUGUUUUGCACUUCCUACUCUCUUUGAGAUUAUUUACAAUCUGUCGUCAUGCAUCAGAUUUGUGAUUCUAUGUAUUAUUUUGUUGCAGCUUUUUUUUUCUUUUGUUUUCUGUUUUGUUUAUUUCAUGAGAUGGUGUACUUUUGCAAAGAGACUGAGAGGAAUGUGGAGCCUGUAGUUUUACUUUCUGUUACUGUAUAUAUGUAAAAAUUUAACGUUAUUAAAAUACUUUCACUGCACAACA